Messenger RNA from Corticium candelabrum, 5905 nucleotides. RefSeq lists its product as uncharacterized. Lineage: Eukaryota; Metazoa; Porifera; Homoscleromorpha; Homosclerophorida; Plakinidae. The record is from RefSeq and is a predicted model, not a curated record. The coding region runs from base 3104 to 5821 and encodes 905 amino acids. The transcript has 12 exons.
GUUCUAGAGGCUAUAUCCAUGGGUGCAACGGCCAGUGGGAGCGAUGUACUACAUAAAUGGUUUGUAGCCUGACCAGCUUGACUGUCCUGUGCAGAGUGAUAGGUAGUUGGGGCAUCUUCAGGAUGUAUCGAAUUCUGUUGUGUAUUUAUUGUCUACAGGCAAAUAUUGUGUUACAUAUUAUGCUUGCAAAUAUGGUGGAAUUGCCUGACCUGGUGUAUUGAGUCUGGGCUGGGUGAUCCAAGCUGCAUAAUCUACACAUGUCAAUACUGCUGGUACGUAUCAAUACAUUGGCAAAAUGAAAUAGAAAUGAGAGCUUCAGUGGCUACCAAACUGUUUUGUUUGUGUAGACUUUGAAUCUGAAGUGGAGACAGAACGUCUGGUUGCUUGCUCAGAUUGAAGUAUAUAUAUACCUCCUUUGAUUUCACGGAUAAGAAAUCCAAUGUCUUGGCCAAGGCUCUCUUGCACUUUUUUGGUACACGUUUGCUUGAAGCUGCUGGUGUGGACGCUUUGACCAAGUCUGAACUUUGCUAAUUGCAGGAACACAAUGGCAGGUAAUUAGCACUAUAGGAAUUGGCGGGAUUUUGACAUCUACCUCUUUUGAAGUAUCUGGACAUGUCUCUGUCAUAUUUUGGAUGACCGCUCUGUAUCUACUCCCGCUGUGGAUUGCAGUGACUAUGCUGCCUGGUUGUAGUUUGACCGCGUAAUCAUCAUCCACGGGGGUCAACUUGGAAGAUGUUACCUGCGCGGUGAUACCGUCUUCCCAGAGAAUAUCAAAGACAUCUAGAAGAGGUGUAAGUUAGAUUGGCAGCGAGCUCACACUCUCGAGAGGUGCUGGAGCACGCUCAGUCAAGUGUAUCUAGUAGCAGCUGCGCGGUAUCUUUAAACACAUACAGUUCUUGUAGAGUUUCCUCCAUUCUUUGGUAGUAGUCGGAAGGAGCAGAGCGCUGACGUCUAGACGUGUGCCAAAACGUUCACGGCGACUCGACAUUGCCACGUUACUCUCGUCUUGCAGUUACUCCGAAAUUGGCGGGCUUUCGCAACGCAUGCGCUUAGUAUUGUCACCGUUUCCGGCCACAUGAGGGUGAUCAGCGAUGGGCGCUUGAGUAAGUGUGACGUAAACUGAUGGAUAGUGGUAGACGCAGACGUCGAGGUCCCUACAAAUCUUGGGAAACCGACUGCUCAGAAAGCGUUCCCAAGCAAACUCGCAACAACUGGAAAAAACCGGUGCGGUACGUAUAGGUACGAUUUAGCCCGGCCUGGUGAUUUGAUCAACAUUGUAUGAAGUCUGAUGGUCGGCUUGCAUGUAGGCACAGUUGUCUAGCAGUUGUGGGCAUGCAAUUAAAGGUGUACGUACGUACUGUGCAUGUAGCUACUAUCUGUACCUUUGUGUGCAUGUGCAAGACGCUCUGUUUAGUAGAGGUAAAAUUGACUCACAGUGUAAUCGUACACGACAAGAUUGUGGUAUCAUAACUACUUAGGCAAGAUCAUGAAUGUUCGUAACCGGCUUGAUUGUCAUCACCUAGUAAUAUUUGACAUAGCUAGAUUGUAACCUAUGAGCUAACAGUCGAGGCUUUAGCACUCUGGUGCUUCUUCAUUUACUUAGCUGAGGCGCGCAUACACUGGGGUUAUAGUAAUACCGCUCUCUAGACCAACGACUGAACGAUAAACUUCUGCCAAUUGCGCAUGCGCUUAUUGUUAUCGCUAGUGUUAGUUUUACUAUGUUUGGCCUAGUACUAUAUACACCCUGCACCUGUCAAUCUACUCUGUCCGCCUCUCACUUUAGACUUACGCUAGUCGCAUAACUUUCGUAUUUUCCCAAUAGCACAUGCAGCCAUUCUUGUUUGUAACUAGCGGAUGGUUUGUGCUAAAUUGUCAUGAGAAAGGCUGCAAUGUGAGGUGGUGUGAUGUGAUCAUAUCGCUGGUUGUCUCGUUGUUGAGGUCAAACAGGACGUUGUUUUAGCUAAAUGUUGCAACGACGCACGGAUAAUUAGUAUCGCUAGAUUGUGCAUCACAACACAGCUGCGCGUGGUAGCACUAUGAGUAAAUGCGGUUAGUGAUGAAACAGUUACAGUCAUAUUGCAGUCGUAGUGUAGAACUAGUGAGCAAGAAACAACUAGAUAGCAGCCUAGGGUCUAGAUAGCUCGUAUACGUGCUUCAUCUUAUAGUAGAGGUCUUACUAGUAAAGUGCUCGUUAGCAUUGUGUCAGGCGAACGAAGGUGCAUGUUCUGCAAGUCGUAGUUUACUUACGCGGUAGCCGCAUAACAAUUGUUGCGUCACAAACAAACGCGGGAACUCGGAAACAGACUUAUAGUUGCUAUAGAUCUUCUAGCUUUCUAGUUUUCACUUCUUCGUUCACAUUUCAAUCGUCUAACUCGUUUAGGUAGCUGGUCGCGUAGUCACGUGACAAUGGUUGUCUACCAAUAAUUUCUGUCAAACUGGCACGCGGAAGCUCAGAAAACAGAUUUUUCUCUUCUUCUACGCGGGAACUCAGAAAACAGUUUUUCAGUUGCUCGUUCACGCGUUUACUUAGCUAGUCGCGUAGCAAUGGUCGGUAGCGCCUAGCAAUGGUUGCGUAGCAAUAAUUUCUGUCAAACUAACGCGCAGAAAAUCAGAAAACAGACUUUUCUCUUCUAGCUUUUUCUUUCAAUUCCUUUUGUAUAUUUUCUUAUUAGUCACUUAGCUAAGGGAGCAAAUUGAGAGUCAUUUCACUCUUCUCGCCAAGAAAUUAUAAUUGAGUCGACCCCUUGAAAGGGGACCCUUGAUUCAAUUUUUGCGCAUAUGUUACGGAGUCAAUAUUGCAUUCAUCUGGCAUCCUGGUUUUUUCAUCCAUCUUUCCGUUUUGCCAUAAAUCCAUAUAUGACAAGUGCUGAGGUACGCAUAUAGAUAUAUAAAUAUGUAAAUAUAUAUCUCGACCUCAAUUGCCAUGAAAAGAGAGAAGCUCGCUUCCCUCGCCAAUUAGAAACUUGAUAUUCUCUUCUUCAUUCAAUUGCUUUAGAUAUUUCUUCCAUACCUGCAGGAUGCUGAAGUCGAUGUCCAGCACGUUUUACAGCUUCCCAGAGAAACUUCCUGUUCUCAUUUUCUCAAUUUGUCAGAUGCCAACCACAUGUGGACUCAUCAGUCUGUUCUAGAAGCUGAUGUUGAUGCGCAGGUAGUUGAGUAUCACAGCCAAGAGGAGAUGAUCCCUGGGCCGUUUGCAAUUGGACAUGUCUCUGAUGAGGUGGACAGUACUGAUGACCCUGCUGAAUCAAGUAGUCUGCUUCAGAGUUUGCCACAUCUGCUUCACUGCUCCAUCCAACGUCAUCACAUUCUAGAUUGCUCUCAUCAUGAUCAGACAUUUCCUUCAUCUAGGAAGGAAAUGUCUGAUCAUGAUGACAGCAAUCUAGAAUGUGAUGAUGGUGGAUGGAGCAGUGAAGCAGACAUGGCAAACUAUGGAGCAGACUCAGCAGACUCUGAAGCAGCUAUAGACUCAGCAGACUCUGAAGCGGCUAUAGACUCAGCAGACUCUGAAGCAGCUAUAGACUCAGCAGACUCUGAAGCUGACAAUGUUGAGGAGGGCAUUGAAACACGAGAUGUGCAUGAUCUCGAGGCUGAAGCGGCUUGUGAUAUCUCCACAACACAUGGACUGUAUGAAGGGUCUCUAAUCUCUACCAAAGCGACUUUGGCAUUGCUCACACAGUUAGCACAACGUCAUAGGCUUUCAAAAAGCGCUUUGUGUGAUUUUAUGAAAGUUAUUUCAGUACUUUUGCCACAACAGCCAGAUGUACUCAAGUCUGGAUUUCAUUUCAAUAAGGCUGUCAUAAAUUUAACAACACAGUUAGCCAAGCCAAUUGUUCACUAUCUUUGUCCUUGCUGCAAGAGUCUGAUGAAAGAGAAGUCAACGUGCUUGACAGCGGGUUGCCUCUACAGUGGUGUUGAAGAGCCCCUGUAUUUUUUUGAACUCCCGAUUGAAAACCAGAUACAGGCUCUUUUUGCAGAUCAUCCUGAAUUUUAUAAGUCACUUGAAAUCAACUUUGGCAGACGGCAUGGCUGUGUAACCUUGAGCGACGUUUAUGAUGGACAAGUUUAUCAAUCAUUGGUAGAGUCUGGAUACUCGCAGAAUAUCUUCCACCUUACACUGGGAAUGAAUACCGAUGGAGUUCAGUUGUUUAAAUCACCACAAACAAGCAUGUGGCCAGUGUAUUUCAGAAUUAAUGAGUUACCACCUACUCUAAGGUCAUCAAAGAAAUAUCUUCUUCUUGCUGCAGUUUGGUGUAGACAAGAAAAACCACCGAUGCACUGGUUUCUCAGGCCUGUCAUUGAUCGACUUAAUCGACUAUAUACUGAAGGUUUUGAAAUUUGUCGCCCACAAUGCCAACCUGAAAGAUGCCGUCUGAAAGUACUGUUCUGUGUGGCAGAUUUACCAGCUAAGGCUCUGCUUCUCCACUGCCAACAGUACAACGGUUGCUUUGGAUGCUCAGAGUGUGAAAUAAAAGGGCAAGUGGUACCAAGGCUUAGAGGCCACACUACAUCUUUCUGGCAACAGUCUCUUGCCAUUAAGCGAACGCACAAGUCUGUAUGUCAUCAAGCUCAAGUAGCUCUCCAAACAAAUAAGGUAGUUGUGGGAGUAAAGGGUUACUCACCACUUAGCUGGCUUGAUGAAUUUGACGUAGUCAAACAGACACCUAUAGACUACAUGCAUUGUGUUCUCUUAGGAGUCACUAAGAUGUUACUCAAUCUAUGGUUUAACAGUCGCAACAAGACUAAUCCGUACUACAUUGGGCAUCACACUGGCCUGAUUGACGAGAGAUUGUCAAGUAUCUUUCCUCCUACAGAGAUAUCACGAAAGCCAGGGUUAAUAUCUAAGAUGAGUGAUUGGAAGGCAUCUCAGUACCGGGCAUUUUUGUUGUAUUACAUGGUCCCUGUAUUAGCAGAUGUUCUUGAUCAGCAGUAUUGGAUUCAUGCGUUUUGCUUGGCUUCUGCACUUCAUUCUCUUCUGUCCUCGUCAAUAACUGCAGAUGACCUACUAGCCAUCGACCAGUCAUUGAAUCAGUUUGUGACUGAUAUGAAACUACAUUAUGGUCUGGAAUACUGCUCUAUGAACGUUCAUUUACUCACACAUCUGGUCGAUCAUGUCAAAUUAUUUGGGCCUUUAUGGACUCAUUCAUGCUUUGAAUUUGAAUCAGCCAACUUGAGACUCAGGAAUUUGGUACAUGGGAAGCGUUAUCCUGACCAACAGAUUGUUAAUGGAUGGCACCGUGAGCAUUGUGCCUUUAACAUAAGUCAAGAGAGCAAGGAAGUUCAAGCACUGCACGAAUCACUGUCCCAUUCAAGUGUGAGAUCCGAGAAUAACUGCAAUGAGGUGGCAUUGAAGUGUAAAAGAAAACAAUGUUUGGAUGCAGAUCAGGUCUCUGCUUUGAUGAUGGUACUUGGGCAGGCACCUGAAGCUUGUGAACUGUACACGAGAGCAAGUUGGAGUGGGAAGACCUUUUGCAGUUCAGGCUACUUGAAAUCAAAGAGGAUGAACAGUGUGGUCCAGUUUCAGAAGUCUGUGGGAACCACUCAGUUUGGGCUCAUAGAUUGUUUUGUGAGCCCAAUUCCAUCCAUGGCAGACUUUGCUGCUGCACUAGUGCUGCCUUUUGAUGCUAGACCUUUGGCUCCGACAGGUGUACCAUUAAUUCAACAAAAAUGGCUGGCAGUAUCUUUGAGACCAAGAAGUGACUUGCUGGCUAUUCCUAUAAGGAACAUUGUCCGGAAGUGUGUCUAUGUCCAGAUAUCCAGCACCAGAUUCAGAAAUGCUCAGUCCUAUCUAUCUCUCAUCCCUAAUGAAAUAGAAGUAGAUUGAUAAGUUUUACAACAUUACUAUUUUUAAGUUGUAGCUGGUUGCAUUAUAUCAUGUAUUAUAAUUAUAAAGUGGAUACACAAUAGA